CCCUCCCUCGCGUACCAUGUCGACCGUCCCUGCAACGCCGCGUUCGCGGACCACGGCAACACCAGCAACACCAACCGCGCGUUUAAAUGCAUCUACGAUACACCAGUCCUCACCGCAUUAUACCACUACACGUCGACAUUCUUUGUACGGCACCGAGGACCGUGUCGUGAUUGACCCUGGUUCGAGGAUAUGGAAGAUUGGAUUCAGCGGGGAAGGGCGCCCAAGGGAUGUAUUCUACGCUUGCGAUGAAGCGGAGAGGGAUACGAGGAGCACUGGGACGCUGUGGACGCUAGAUAGGGCUGCAGACAUGGAGGAGAGGGAGGAAGAGGAGAGGACGCUAGAAGCGAAGCUGCAGGAGCGACUCAGGAGCGUCUUCCACGAUUCGCUCAUGACAGAACCGAAAUCGCGCAAGAUCAUCGUAGUCGAGCACCCCUUGCUUCCGCUCUACAUUAAGGAGAUGCUUGCGCGCGUCUUGUUCAAGAACCUUCAGGUUCCUUCGAUAUCGUUCGCCCCAAGUUCGCUAUUAGCGCUCUUAGCCGCAGGCCGUAUUACAGGACUCGUUCUUGACUCCGGUCACCUCGAGUCGACCGUUCUACCCAUAUUCGCCGCACGUCCCCUUUUCCCUCACCUUCGUACCACGCCUCUUGCUGGCUCUCGACUGUCCUCCCACCUCCGUGCGCUUCUCCUCUUGUUUGGGACCUACCUUCCUCCUCCAACCUCAUUAUCCGCUGCCGCCAAUAUACCCGCCGCCAGUCGCUCCACUCGAGUGCCCGAAGAAGUACUGUCUGGCCAUGUCAUCGAGGAGAUCAAAACCCGAGCCUGCUUGGUAGCGUCUCCAAUUCCCAAAGAAAGAGACACGCCGGGUGGAGACACGAGAGUUACCUCUCCCGGGAGCGAGUCGAUGGAUCUGGACGCUCCGCCCAGCAGCGACAUUACGCCGUCCGAGUCUGGCUACUCGCUGUCGCAAUCGCAGUCCCGGGCGCAAUCACGAGCCUCGACAUCGAUGGGCAUGUACUCCCAAGACGCCUAUUCGUCCGUUGUUGCACAUCCCACCGGUGUGACCACCCGUCCACGGCCGGCCGAAAACCACCUUCAAGCACUGUCCUCCCUCUAUACCCGCUACUCCACCGCCACUGAUCUUCGCAUACCCGUAAACCCGCCUUCGUCUCAGAGUACUGGCACAGGCCGCGGGACGCUCGUGGUACCAGGGUGGAUCAGGGAGCGGGCUGCGGAGGUACUUUUCGACGGCGGGGACGUGGACGAGGGCAGCGUGGCGGAAAUCAUAUUAGAUUCUUUGCUCAAGGCAUGUUUUGUUCCUGUCGACCUCCGCAAAACGAUGGCCUCUUCCAUCCUCGUCGUGGGGGGUACUCCCAUGCUUCCCGGAUUCAUACCUCGGCUCCACGCAGAACUCGUCCGAGCCGUCUCCGAUCACGCUUCUGAACCGCCGACGCAUCAGAAUCGUCGCGGUCGGCCCGCUCUGCCUACAUACGACCGAUACGCGCCCCUUCGCCCGCUCCUGCCCUACUUUGCCAUCCUUAACAACCCCAGCCCCCCCGCGCCGUCCGAAGGCAGCGCGACCGUGAACGCGGGGAAGGCGCCCGCGUUUGCGCCGGCAACCAUGGCCUGGGUCGGCGGCUCGCUGGCCGGUUCGCUCAAGACGGGCGGGAUGGAGGUCCCGCGUGAGCGGUGGGAUGAGUCCGACCCGUCGCUGGACCGGGGUCUAAUGUCGAUGGAGGAGGACGGGACCGUCGCGGUGGUGGGCAAGAGCGUGAUCCCGGACUGGACAAGGACCAGUUUGCCAGCCGGGGCGCCGAGUGCGAGGGCACCGCAUCCUAGUUUGGAGAUACAAAGCCCGUCACCGCCUGGAAUAACAGUGGUGGGGGCCUAGUCGUGAUGCGGAAUCACAGUGAAGCUAUCUCUUGUUGUGCCUGCGAUUGUGAUGCCAGCAAUGUAAAUCAUC
Punctularia strigosozonata HHB-11173 SS5 is the source of this 1960-nucleotide messenger RNA. Its product is annotated as actin-like ATPase domain-containing protein. Bases 17 to 1888 code for a protein of 623 amino acids. Lineage: Eukaryota; Fungi; Basidiomycota; Agaricomycetes; Corticiales; Punctulariaceae. The record is from RefSeq and is a predicted model, not a curated record. The transcript has 5 exons. Gene Ontology annotation, biological process: microtubule-based movement.